Messenger RNA from Ruditapes philippinarum (Manila clam), 2853 nucleotides. Its product is annotated as mucin-2-like. The coding region runs from base 128 to 2719 and encodes 863 amino acids. NCBI's taxonomy places the organism in Eukaryota, Metazoa, Mollusca, Bivalvia, Venerida, Veneridae. The record is from RefSeq and is a predicted model, not a curated record. The transcript has 13 exons.
GUUGUUAUAAUCUUCCUGACAACGAAAAUCCUCGUUAUCUUUCUCUACACCGCUAAGUAUAAAAUAAUUAUACAUUUAAAUUUAAAUAACAUAGAGUAUAUACAGUAUGUGAACUAAGAAAUGAAAUAUGUUUAAUUCUGGAUUGGUAACGUGCGUGGUAGUUUUAACAGUCCUUGCAAUACAUGUGAGUGGCCAAAAUGUCCUAAAAUGUAUGUCAUGUAAUAAAGCCGCACAUUUCACGCAUUGUGAGGACAUGGUAAAAUGUGACCCAGAUAUAGAGGUGUGUUAUGUAGAAGAAGAAAUAGAUGUCGGAGGGGAAACUGUAGUGAACGCUGGAUGCCGAGAAAAAACGUCGUGUGACGCUGUUGGCUGCUUUGGCGACAUAUACAAGAUAAGCAAAAGGAGCACGAAUCAAACAUCAGUUGGGACAAACACUGGACAGCUUGAUAGAGAUAUCAUAUGUCAUCAUUGUUGUGACGGUGAUUUCUGUAAUAUGUAUGGAUGUCCCGAUUCAUUUGAUGUCAGCCAUCUUCCCGGAAAUAGAUGUUUUGUUUGCGAACACGUUGUAGAGCCGGAGUUUUGUAAUGUAAUAAAGAACUGCGAGGCAGGCCAUUCUUGCGGAAAAGAAAUCAUGUCAUUUGGCUCUGGAGUCAGAUACAACUUGUUGUGCAUCAGGACACAGAAAUGCGAACUGCUGAAUUUAAUCCAUAACAACAAUGGAAGAAGAAAAAGAAAUUACCAGCAAAUCGGGGCCGAGUGUUGUGAUGGACAUCUUUGUAACGGAUACACGCCCAUGAAAAUUGAAUCUCCAUCGAUGAAUUCUGCUACGUACAAGUGUCCACCAAGAGGAACCAAUUCAAACCCAAUUACAUCAGCUAUACACACAACUGUUGUUACGACUUUACCAUCAACAUUGUCAUCAUCAUCAACUACACCAUCAACAACAACUGCUGUAUGUGAAGACAUUGAUCCUGACUGUGACGCAUAUCCAGUUGAUUAUAUAUGUGUUGGCAACUAUAAACUAUGGGCUGAGCAACACUGCGCAAAAUAUUGCAGUUUUUGUGGAUCAAGAAGCUCGACGCUGAUGGACAAUCAAACUUCAAACACCGAACCAACAUUAAGGACAACACAACCACCCGCUGUGUGCGAAGAUUUAGAUCCAGAUUGUGCGGAUUAUGGUCAUGACUACAUAUGUAAAGGCAACUACAUACCCUGGUCCACCAUUCACUGCAAUAAAUUCUGCGGCUUCUGUAUUGGAACCAGUUCACUGAAUACGACAACUCGGAUAACGACAACACAUUCGUCAACCCUACCAUCAACUACAACAGUUACAGUGUCUACUUUGAAUAUAACAACACCAAUAAAAAUAUUAACCUCCACCACCACAAAUCUUACAACUGCGGAAACCAAAACAAGUCCUAGCGCAACAACAUCUUUGCCUUCAACAACAUCGUUUUCCAUGAUGAUAUCAACACCACAAGUGGCUGAUGCUACAACUUCAACUACAAACAUAAAUACUACAACAGAUUCAACUACAAGCAUGCCUACUUCAUCAACGCCUGCCACAACAAUGCCAAGUACAAUAAGAACUAGCAACAUGCCCACUACAACAAUUACUCAAAUCAUGCCAAAUACAACUGCACCCAAAACAACAACGACCAUUAUAACAACAUCCACUUCAACCAUGCCCUCUUCAACAACCUCCCAUACAAAAACAACCCCUUCAACAAUAAGCAAUAGCUACAUGCCCGCUUCAACAAGUACUCAAACUAUGCAAAAUACAACUGCACCCACAACAACCAUACCCUCUUCCACAACGUCCUCUACAAAAACACCCGCUACAACAACUUUUUCUACAACAGUACCCUCUACAAGCAUGUCCUUUACACUGACAUCCCUUAUAACAAAGCAAACUACAAAUAUGCCCUCUAUAAUAAAAACAACAACUAUGCCAACUACAACAGCUGCUACUGAAACAACGCAAACUACAGAUAUGCCCUCUACAACAAGAACAACAACAAUGCCGACUACAACAACUCCUAUUAAAGCAACGCAAACUACAAAUAUGACCUCUACAACAAGAACAACAACAAUGCCAACUACAACAACUCCUACUGAAGCAACGCAAACUACAAAUAUGCCCUCUACAACAAGAAGAACAACAACAAUGCCAACUACAACAACUCCUACUGAAGCAACGCAAACUACAGAUAUGCCCUCUACAACAAGAACAACAACAAUGUCAACUACAACAACUCCUAUUAAAGCAACGCAAACUACAAAUAUGACCUCUACAACAAGAACAACAACAAUGCCAACUACAACAACUCCUACUGAAGCAACGCAAACUACAGAUAUGCCCUCUACAACAAGAACAAAAACUAUGCCAACUACAACAACUUCUACUGAAGCAACGCAAACUACAAAUAUGCCCUCUACAACAAAACAACAACAAUGUCAACUACAACAACUCCUACUGAAACAACGCAAACUACAGAUAUGCCCUCUACAACAAGAACAACAACAAUGCCAACUACAACAGCUCCGACUGAAAGAACGCAAACUACAAAUAUGCCCUCUACAACAAGAACAACAACUAUGCCAACUACAACAACUCCUACUGAAACAACGCAAACUACAGAUAUGCCCUCUACAACAAGAACAACAACUAUGCCAACUACAACAACUCCUACUGAAACAACGCAAACUACAAAUAUGACCUCUACAACAAGAACAACAACAAUGUCAACUACAACAACUCCUACUGAAACAAUGCAAACUACAGAUAUGCCCUCUACAACAAGAACAACAACAUUGUCAUCUACAACAACUCCUCCUGAAAGAACGCAAACU